AUGGCUGCCAAACCGGGGCCAGAGGGGGCCCUGGACCUGCAGUUUCAGAUCCAGGUGGAGCAGGUGAGGGCCGCUAUCCUGCGUCGCUACGGCAUCCGCCUGGAGACGCGGCGCCGGCGCUUCAGGGAGUUCCGCUACCAGGAGGCCGACGGUCCCCGGGCGGCUCUCAGCUGCCUCCAGGAGCUCUGCCAUCGCUGGCUGGAGCCGCACAGCCUCCCCAAGGAGCAGAUCCUGGAGCUGCUGAUCCUGGAGCAAUUCCUGACCAUCCUGCCGGAGGAAAUGCAGAGAUGGGUCUGGGAGCGUGGCCCUGAGACCUGUGCCCAGGCGGUGGCCCUGGCAGAGGGGUUCCAGCUGGGGCAGCCAGAGGCCGAUUGGCUGGGGCUACAGGUGCCGGUGCAGUUCGAGGACGUGGCUGUGACUCUGACGGAGGCCGAGUGGGAGCUGUUGGAUGAGGAGAAGAAGCAGCUGUACCGGGACACCAUGUACGAGAAUUACCGGAGCGUCAGCGCGCUAGGUUUUCCAGUGCACAAACCCGCCCUGAUCUCUCAGCUGGAGCGCGGGGAGGUGCCGUGCGUCCCAGAUCCCCCAGCCCCGGCGGAGCACAAGCGCCAAAGGGACAUCCCAGCAGGCGCCAGGAGGGUGCAGCACACUGAGGAGCUGGCUGUGCUGCGUCGCAGGGAGGCGGAAGGGCCCGUCGAAGCGACUGCAUUGCCAAGGGUCUUCCCAAGAUUGCCCAAGAGGAGAGCACCACAGAGCCCAGGUCGGAAGAGAAAGAAACCCUUUCUGGGGGCUGACGUGCUAGCAGCUCUCUCCUGGGGUGGGAAACAGCAGCUCCCCACCUGUUCUGUGCGCAGGGACGAGCCGCCCCCUGCCCUCCGAAGGGACGAGAGACCUAAAAGAAAAAUUGCAAGAAAUGAGUCUGGAUAUUUUAACAUUGAUGACUGA
Molecule: messenger RNA, 945 nt
Organism: Pelodiscus sinensis (Chinese soft-shelled turtle)
Lineage: Eukaryota; Metazoa; Chordata; Testudines; Trionychidae
Source: RefSeq, a predicted model, not a curated record